AUGUCGUCGUUUCGAUUGACCAUCGAGGAUGGCCAGUUCCGCGACAGCUAUGGUAGACAAGUCGUGCUUCGAGGCCUCAACGUCGCCGCCGACGCCAAGUUGCCCAGCGAACCCGACCAGCCCUCCCACAUUGGCCACGACUUCUUUGACGGCGACAACGUCAAGUUCCACAACCGCCCGUUCCCCAAGGAUGAGGCCCACGUUCACUUCUCGAGGAUAAAGCGCUACGGCUACAACACCAUCCGCUAUAUCUUUACGUGGGAAGCCAUCGAGGCCGCCGGUCCGGGGCGCUACGACGAGGAAUGGAUUCAGCACACGAUCGAGGUUCUAAGGAUAGCCAAGGAUUACGGCUUCUACAUCUUCAUGGACCCCCAUCAGGACGUAUGGUCUAGGUUCUGCGGCGGCUCUGGCGCGCCCAUGUGGACGAUCUACGCCUGCGGCCUGAACCCCCAGAGCUUCUCCGCGACCGAAGCCGCCAUCGUGCACAACACGUACCCGAAACCCGAAGAGUUCCCCAAGAUGAUCUGGUCAACCAACUACUGGCGCCUCGCUGCGGCCACCAUUUUCACAAUGUACUUUGGCGGCAAGGACUUUGCGCCCAAGUGCAUCAUCAACGGCAUCAACAUUCAAGACUUCUUGCAGGGCCACUUCGUGGCGGCAUGCGCCCAUCUCGCGAAGCGCAUACACGAGGCCGGCGACCUCGAGAACGACGUUGUUAUUGGCUGGGAGAGCAUGAACGAGCCGGGGUGCGGUCUUGUGGGAUACCAAGAUAUCAGCGUCAUCCCGAAUGCGCAGAAGUUGAAGAAGGGCUCGUGUCCGACUAUUUGGCAGACUCUCCUUACCGGCUCUGGUCGUGCGUGCGAGGUGGACACGUGGGAUAUGGGCGGUAUGGGCCCGUAUAAAGUCGGCCGUUCGCUGGUGGAUCCCCACGGCGAGAUGGCUUGGCUGCCCGCCGACUACGACGAUUCGAGGUACGGGUGGAAACGAGACGAGGGAUGGAAGCUUGGAGAGUGCGUUUGGGCGCAACACGGCGUUUGGGACCCCAAGACCGACACGCUGGUGAACAAGAACUACUUCGCCAAGAACCCCAAUACGGGGAAGUCCAUCGACCAUCCGGAGUUUACUAAUACUUACUUCAUGCACUCAUACCGUCUCUACAGAGACGCCAUCCGGCCGAUACACAAAAACUGCAUCAUGCUGAUGCAGUACCCGACGCUGGAGCUGCCGCCUCAGAUCAAGGGCACCGAGGACGAUGACCCCCUGAUGGCAUUCUCGCCUCAUUGGUACGACGGCAUUACUUUGAUGACAAAACGCUGGAACAGGGUGUGGAAUGUGGAUGUCGUCGGCGUGUUGCGCGGAAGGUACUGGCACGAGGCCCUUUCGGUAAAGGUCGGCGAGACGGCCAUCCGCAACUGCUUCAAAGACCAGCUGGCGUCGUUGCGCCAGGAAGGCCUGGAACGCAUGGGAAACCAUCCCUGCGUGAUGACGGAGUUUGGUAUCCCGUACGACAUGGGCGAGAAGAAGGCGUACAAGACGGGCGAUUACGCGGACCAGUCAGCAGCAUUGGACGCCAACUACUAUGGAGCCGAAGGGUCGGGUAUGGAGGGUCACUGCCUCUGGGUCUACACUGCAAAGAACACACACCAACAUGGUGACCUUUGGAACGGCGAGGAUUUGUCAGUCUUCUCACUGGACGACAAGACUCUACCCAUGUCACCCCUCCCCCGCAGCCCGUCACCCAACCCGUCGUCGGACCUGAAGCGCAAUUCGAUGAGCAGAGACGUGCCCGACGAGUCAACCGUGACGCCGGAAAACCUUCAAAACACCAUCACUAACCCGUCGAUAUCAUCUGCGCCGUCCAAGGACCCCGAGCUGACCAACGCACCGGGCCUCCGGGCUGCCGAGGCCUUUGUCCGGCCCUCUCCGUGGGUCGUGGCGGGUGAUGUACUGCAGUACGGCUUCGACCUGCGCAGCUGCACCUUCACGCUCAAGCUCAAGGCGUCGGCGCCGCCCUCGGAGGGGGCGCCGACGGUGGUGUUUCUGCCCGAGUUCCACUACCCGCAGGACAACUGCACUGUCGAGGUAAGCUCGGGCAAGUGGGCCAUCAGCACGGACGACGAGGAAGGCCCGUUGGUGCAGAAGCUCAAGUGGUGGCACGCCGAUGGUGUGCAGACGCUCAAGGUCACGGGGUUAGCAAGGCAGCAUAACGUCCUCGAGGGAUCCGAGGAGGAUAUGGGGUACUUGGAGCAGUGCCAGAAGAACUACGCCAACUGCAGCGUCAUGUAA
Colletotrichum higginsianum IMI 349063 is the source of this 2286-nucleotide messenger RNA. Its product is annotated as Glycoside hydrolase family 5. The record is from RefSeq and is a predicted model, not a curated record. The transcript is spliced from 3 exons. Lineage: Eukaryota; Fungi; Ascomycota; Sordariomycetes; Glomerellales; Glomerellaceae. Gene Ontology annotation, molecular function: steryl-beta-glucosidase activity. Bases 1 to 2286 code for a protein of 761 amino acids. Gene Ontology annotation, biological process: ergosteryl 3-beta-D-glucoside catabolic process.